CUCUUCACCGAAGGUAUAUAAAUUCAAUAGGCACAUCAUCGAUCCAGUAGUUUUUCCGAUUAGACAAUCAAACGUCGAAUUGAAAUAAAAAUGGCAGCUUACUAUUGGGUCGAUACCGUGUCCAGGGGGGGAGUGCCGCACUCCGCCCUCCACGGAGGCACCGACGUUGACGGUGCCCCAAUUUACGUCGGACGCGCCUUCCACGAAGGCGACUGGAUUCCUGCCAAAGUUAUUCCUGACAAGCGAGUCGCCUACAUCGCUUACGGCGGUCAGGAAAUCCCCGUACACAAAUACCAGGUGCUUUGCGAGCAAACUUUUGACUGGGUUCCCGCCGGUGACGGACACAUACCUCAAGACGCGGUAGUUGGUGGCAGAACUUCCGACGGAGAAAAUCUCUACAUCGGUAGAGUUCAUCAUGAAGGCGCGAACACAGUAGGAAAGGUGCAUCCCAGCCACGGCAGCUGCUACAUCCCGUUCGGCGGACAGGAACUGGGCUUCAAGGACUACGAAAUUCUCGUGCUCAAACAUUAACGCCCUGCUCGAUUGCAGAAUUUUUAUUGCUAUCUAAUAUAUGAAUUGUACAUUUUUAUACACAAUUUCCAGUGCUUUUUAGUAAAAUAUUUUGAAUU
Cylas formicarius (sweet potato weevil) is the source of this 629-nucleotide messenger RNA. Its product is annotated as natterin-3-like. The coding region runs from base 91 to 531 and encodes 146 amino acids. The transcript has 4 exons. The record is from RefSeq and is a predicted model, not a curated record. Lineage: Eukaryota; Metazoa; Arthropoda; Insecta; Coleoptera; Brentidae.